GGAUCAACACCAACAGUAACAAACAGCCAAAUUACCUUCAUUAUAAAAGGCUCUCAUUGGACAUCUUGGAUUGUGAAGGUAUGAAUCAAAAUGAUUUCAAAGGAUUAUUCACGUGUCAACAUUCAGUGAUACUUCAAGAAUAACUCCCAUUUCAAUGCAGUAGAAGUAAGCAGCAUUUUCUUCACUAAGAUGAGCUGAGAAUCUUUUACGAACUAAGAAUCUACUGAGCUACAAAGUCAAGUGAAAUUGUGGCAUUAAAACUAUACAUCAUUUCCAUCGCUGAAAAGAACUAAGAUUCUACUACAACUUAGAUCUUGUACACUACAACUUAUAAUGAUAAGGAAGUGAAGUGCAAAUUCAAAUUGUGAUUCAUCUAGCAAUGGCCACCCUUACAGGUAUCUUAGUAGAUGUGUCAGGCUCCAUGGAGCAGAGUAUUGGUGGGCGAGUUAAUGAAGAAGGUGGAAGCUGGGCUCGAUCUAUCUUCAAAGUUAUAGAUGGACUGAUAAAACAUGAUGUCUCUUCAUCUAAUCAUGUAUUUGGUCUAGGUUUCGGGGCAUCUUAUGAACCACAGGCAUUUGACUUGUUAAAUACCAUAAAGAGAGCCCAAUCAGCAUCUUCUGUUAACCAUCAGCUAAGAAGUCAGAGUAAAGAGAGAAUACUUGAUGAUAUAUUGUCCAUACUUGAAAAUAAUGGUGCACCAAGAGUAAGAAAAUGGGCCAAGAUGAAUGUGUUGAUGAGCGUUGUGAAAGAUAACGAAGCUAGUUUCAUAUUAGGGAAACUCACAGAUGGUUCAGACUUCAGAGAAAGAUUUGUGGACACAUGUUUGCCAGAUGAAUGCAAAGAAUUUAAACAUUCAUUUAAGUCUUAUGGCAAGGAAAGUUUUUUCUUCUUGGGUGGAUUUGUCCCUGGCACCCAGGAAUUUGCAACUAGGGAUGCCGUCCAGGAAGCAGUGGAUAAAGGAAUAAGACUUGCCCAUAGUUGUACUCUGGUUGAAAUCAGCUCGGCUGCUGUGAUGAAUGUACACGAUGCAUCAGAAAUACUACAUGGGUGCAUAGGUGAAGAGGAAGAACUCACUAAGCAACGUGUUGAUGAACUGAUGGACACUGUAAAGCCAUUUAUAUAUGGUGGUACUCCCCUGAUUAAAACAAUGAAAAAAUCUAUAUCUCUAUUCAACAAGCCUGAAUUCCAGCAACACCAUAAACUGCUCUUUAUUCUCUCUGAUGGGCAGCCUGGUGAUGGGAAUAAUCCCCCUCUGCGAGAGCUAUCCAAAUCUGGUGUGACGAUAAUAUGUUGUUAUAUCACCAGCCAAGCAAUUGAAGAUCCACGUCGUCUUUACAGUACUGCUUCUGAAUGCUGGGACAAACCUGCACACUUCAUGUUCAAAAUGAGUUCCACGAUCACAACACAGAUGAUACCACGUACAAUAUUUGUAAAGCAAGGAUGGAACAUUGAUAUAGAGAAUAAUGAAACACGUCUGUUCUUUCAAGUGAACCACCCUGAUAUCAUCGCAGAUGUAUGUGACCUAGCAAGAAAUGUUGUGUGUUGCCAGGAUUCAUUGUCUGAUAUCCUCGCUUCUGUCUCCCUUGACCUCUACAUCAACCAGGCCAACCAAGGAUUCGGGGCCAAACGGCAAAAGGGAGGAACCUGCUACGCCAAUGCCUCUGCAGCAGUAUUGCACCUUGCCAUGAAGCGAAUCAUAGGGCGUGAAGGUGGCUAUCCAAACUUCUUUGAUCUUCGUAAACAGAUGAUUGAGAAAUAUGGAGAGGAUGGUGCCAAUACAUUGCGUGUGUUAAAAGAGAUGUGUCCAGGAUAUCGACUUCACUGCGAAAAGAUGGAUCUCAUUGGUGCUCUGAAGGCUGUCACUGCAAAGCGCCAAGUGAUUGUCAGGUUCAGGCUCACAGACCCUGAAUGGGACUUAUUCUCAGAAUUCUAUAAGGAACACCCAGAUGGCAUCCUGACAAAAUCUGAUCUUGAUAUCACACAACGUCCAUAUGGGGCUGAAGUAGGUGGGCAUGCAGUCGUUCUCACCAGCUACAACAGUGAAUGUUUGCGACUGAUGAACUCCUGGGGCAGUGAUUGGGCUGAUGGGGGCUUCUUCAGAGUGCGUAAUGCUGACAUCCUUGGACUUGACUUUAUUGAUGUAUACUGGACCCUGAACGACUUAAAGCAAAGUGAGAUUGAUGCAUACGAGCGGCAGGGCCCUAGCAUAGCGUCACAGUUAGUGUCAUCACUGCAAGGUCUACAAACGGCAAUGUACAAAUGCCCUGUGUGCUCUGUUGAGUCAAAGGUUGUUGACUAUAAAGGAAAACUCUUGAGGGUCAAUUGUCCACGCUGCAACGGAUGGUUCAAUACAAAUGAAGCAGGAGAUGACCUUGCCUUGAACAUGUACUUGACCUCCCUCACUAAGUAGACAGUAACUCAUUCAAUUACUCCAAGAACAUUUCUCACGAUGAAGUAAAUAAUAUAUGCUUAAUACCAAGUAAAUAUUCAAUGCUUAGAACUGUUAAAAUAAAUACUUAUCAUGUAAAUAUUCGAAUGUUUAGUAUGAUCAAGUAAACUGAUACAAUGCCGAACUACUAAAGUCUGUUAACUGUUAAAAAUAAUAAGAACAUAACUUCGACAUAUGAGUGUUACCU
Messenger RNA from Owenia fusiformis, 2636 nucleotides. The record is from the annotation of a GenBank genome assembly. NCBI's taxonomy places the organism in Eukaryota, Metazoa, Annelida, Polychaeta, Sabellida, Oweniidae.